This is a messenger RNA of Dothidotthia symphoricarpi CBS 119687, 844 nucleotides long. RefSeq names its product UPF0220-domain-containing protein. Gene Ontology annotation, cellular component: fungal-type vacuole membrane; Vps55/Vps68 complex. Lineage: Eukaryota; Fungi; Ascomycota; Dothideomycetes; Pleosporales; Dothidotthiaceae. Gene Ontology annotation, biological process: protein targeting to vacuole; late endosome to vacuole transport via multivesicular body sorting pathway. The transcript has 3 exons. Bases 78 to 599 code for a protein of 173 amino acids. The record is from RefSeq and is a predicted model, not a curated record.
GCUCGUCAACAGCUCCACGACCGUCCCACAACCACCCACCUACCUGUACAGUGCGCGCAAACGACUACACGACAGCCAUGGAGUCCAACCGCCUCUUCCGCUUUCCCAAGCCAGCCUGGAUGAGCAGCGCCAACACCAGAACGGCAGGCGUCUACAUAGCCGGAGCUCUCUUCUCCCUCGGAUUCUACACCCUCAUCGACAUAUCCGUGUGGUCCAAAUCCGUCAUGAAUCCUUCUGAGCCCGCCGUGCACAUCACCUUCAUAGACUGGAUCCCUGGCAUUUGCUCCGCGCUGGGCAUGCUAGUCAUCAACUCGAUUGACAAGUCGCGCCUUUCUGCUGACAGCUUCUCGUACAGCGGUAACGGCGUGGCGUGGAAGGCGCGGCUGGUGCUGUUCCUGGGCUUCGCGCUGUUGGCUGGCGGGCUUGCUGGGAGUGUCGUCGUGUUGGUGAUGAAGUACAUCGUGCCCGAAUACGUAUGGCCGACCAUCUGGAUGGGUGUCGGGAAUGUUGUCGCGAAUGCGCUUGUGAUGCUUAGUUCUGCGGUGCUAUGGAUUGCGCAAAACAUGGAGGACGAGUACACGUACAACUUGGCGCUGUAGGAGUGUCGUGGCUCAUGUUGUUUCUUUGGUCUCUUUGGUCGAGGAUGACGCGUCUUUACGCGCUUUGCGGGUGUACAGAGAGGUGUAAUUGGAAUACCCUAGGAUGCAAUGACACGUUAAGGAUGAGUUGUGCACAUUGUACGAAUAUGGAGUGUCACGGGAGGGGUUUCCAAGGAGAGAAGCUUCAGCUGGGGUAAUUACUUUUAUUGACUUUGCAAAGCCUGAAUACAAUUAUCCCCCUGUUA